Molecule: messenger RNA, 828 nt
Organism: Physella acuta
Lineage: Eukaryota; Metazoa; Mollusca; Gastropoda; Physidae
Source: RefSeq, a predicted model, not a curated record
AUGGAACACGGUGAGCCGACGUUUGAGAAGUUGUCGCAGGAGCUGGCCAAGUUGAGGGCUACGAUGGCGGAGCUAGAACAGACAAGUGCGCAGCGGCCCGUGACGGUGGAGGUGUGCAUGUCAACACACAAUAGGCUGAACCUGUUCACCGGCCUUCCCCCCACUGGAGGAGGGGAGGUGAGUUUCCCGGACUGGGAAACCCAAGUGCAAUGUUUGCUGCGGAACACCAGCGUUCCGAACCCGUUGCCGCGCAUUUUAGGCAGCCUGAGAGGGAUUGCCUAUGAGCAUGUAAAGCAGGCUACGAGUCCAGAGGAAGUGCUAAGCCUACUACAAAGCACUUUUGGCGACACUCGAUGUGCCGAUGACAGGUAUCUGCAGUUCAGCCGACUCACUCCACAUCCAAGAGAGUCAGCGUCAAAAUUUCUCUGCCGACUGUGGUCAGAGAUGACGAAGCUAAACCAGCAGCGUAGCUUUACUGAGGCCGAUGCCCAGAAGAAGGUGUAUCACACUUUCUGCAAGGGGGUUUCACCUCUUCUGGCGCUCGAACUUCGUGGCACAUUUGGUUUCCCAGGGGAAGCCAGCCCAAAGUUGGGGGACGUCCUGAAAGCUGUUAGAAGGCUGGACGGGACGACUGAGUUUCGAGUCGAAGCCACGGCAGCAGCUAACAGGACUGUCCAGGUCGACGCAGUAACGGCAGCUGUUCGCCAAGAGACGACGCCGCCGCUGAUGCUCACGGAGGAGCAACUCGACCGUCUGGCGCAGAAGGUCGACGCAGUAACGGUAGCUGGUCGCCAGGAGACUACGCCGCUGAUGCUCACGGAGGAAUAA